AUGGAGAUAAAAGCUAUGAACUAUAAAUCAAAUAUGAAUAAUCUUAUUGAGAUUUUGUCUCUAUACUCUAAAAUGCCAAAAUAUAAAAAUGCUUAAUUUUCACUUCCUAACAUUUGCUCAGAUUUCUAGGAUUAAAUAUUCACUUAGUCUGAAUUAAAUCAUUACAUAUGGCAACACAAACUUAUCUAAUGUAAAGAUUAAAUGCACUAGGAGUUGGAAUUAAUCACAGAUAAUCGCUACGCAAUCGAAGAAAAGAAGGAGGGCAGCACUGAAGCAUCUACUCUCAGUCCGUAUCCAGAAAAAGACGAUUAAUAAAAGAGGAAAAGGAAAUACGUCAGAAUAAGUGAUAAAUUAAAGGAUCUUAAUUUUGAGAUAAAUUCAAAUUCUGACGAAAACUAAUACAUUGAUCAAAAUAUCUAAUCAGAUCCUGUUUAGGAUGACUAUAUUAAAUAGGGAAUAGACAACUAGAAAUUAGUCGGAAAAUAUGACCUUCAAGAGAGGGCAAAGAGAAUUCUUAAAUAUAAAACUAAAGCCAUUAAGCACAGAACACUCCAUCCAAUUAUGAAAAAAUUCAAUGGAAGAAGUAAAGUAGCAACUAAUAAAGUCAGAUAUAAUGGGCGUUUUGUUAAAGCCUCAAUUUUAAGUCAGGCAUCUUCUAAUCAAUGA
Molecule: messenger RNA, 666 nt
Organism: Stylonychia lemnae
Lineage: Eukaryota; Ciliophora; Spirotrichea; Sporadotrichida; Oxytrichidae
Source: the annotation of a GenBank genome assembly